Messenger RNA from Athene cunicularia (burrowing owl), 5836 nucleotides. RefSeq names its product ADAM metallopeptidase with thrombospondin type 1 motif 6 (gene ADAMTS6). Gene Ontology annotation, biological process: extracellular matrix organization; proteolysis. NCBI's taxonomy places the organism in Eukaryota, Metazoa, Chordata, Aves, Strigiformes, Strigidae. The transcript has 24 exons. Gene Ontology annotation, molecular function: metalloendopeptidase activity. The record is from RefSeq and is a predicted model, not a curated record. Gene Ontology annotation, cellular component: extracellular matrix. Bases 321 to 3680 code for a protein of 1119 amino acids.
UGCCUUGACUCAUUUUCUUUUGUUUUUCAGGAAAAGAAAUGGAGCAAGUUCAGUAACUAUCCAGUCUAACGUCUUAAUGAUAUCUUAAGGAAUCUUACAAAUACUUGUUUUGAAUUGAGAAAAUGACUGCAGAUAUAGAAGAAAGUACAGGUUGUUGGAAAAGAAUACCUGUGAAAAAGUGGAACAUUCAAUAGUUAAUUUGGAAGUACUUUAAAGUAAAUAUACCUGUUAUGGUGCGAUUCUGGAGUGGAGUUAACUCUAUAGCACACAGGUAGCUCUCCAAGGAGGGGGAAAAAAAAAGCUUUCUGUUUUUCUAAAUUAUGGAAAUUUUUUGGAAGACGUGGACAUGGAUUUUGAGCCUAGUCAUGGUUUCAUCAGAAUUUCACAGUGACAACAGGCUUUCAUAUAGUUCUCAAGAGGAAUUCCUGUCUUACCUUGAACACUACCAACUAACAAUCCCAAUAAGGGUUGAUCAAAAUGGAGCCUUCCUCAGCUUUACUGUGAAAAAUGCUAAACACUCAAGAAGAAGGAGGAGCACAGAUCCUUAUGACCAAGAACUGGCAACAUCUAAAUUAUUUUUUAAACUUUCUGCCUAUGGAAAGCACUUUCAUUUAAACCUGACUCUCAACACAGAUUUGGUGUCCAGACAUUUUACAGUAGAAUACUGGGGGAAAGAUGGACCGCAAUGGAAGCAUGAUUUUUUAGACCACUGUCAUUACACAGGAUAUUUGCAAGACCAACACAGUACAACUAAGGUGGCCUUAAGCAACUGCAAUGGUCUGCAUGGAGUCAUUGCUACAGAAGAUGAAGAGUAUUUUAUUGAGCCUUUAAGGAAUACAACAGAAGAUUCUAGUAACUUUAAUUAUGAGAAUGGUCAUCCUCAUGUAAUAUACAAAAAAUCUACUAUGCACCAGCAGCAUCUCUAUGAUCACAGUCACUGUGGAGUCUCAGAAGACCUCACAAGAAGCAGUAAACCUUGGUGGAUGAGUGAUGCAUCUGCUUUUCCAACUUCACUUCCAGUUAAUGACACAUUAAGUAGUCAUAAUCGACAGAAGAGAUCAGUAAGCCUUGAACGAUUUGUGGAAACACUGGUAGUAGCAGACAAAAUGAUGGUGGGAUACCAUGGUCGCAAAGACAUUGAACACUACAUUUUGAGUGUAAUGAAUAUUGUUGCCAAACUUUAUCGUGAUUCCAGUCUAGGAAACGUUGUGAAUAUUAUAGUGACACGUUUAAUUGUUCUCACUGAAGAUCAGCCAAACUUGGAGAUAAACCACCAUGCAGACAAGUCCCUCGAUAGCUUCUGUAAGUGGCAGAAAUCCAUUCUCUCUCACCAAAGUGAUGGAAACACCAUUCCAGAAAAUGGGAUUGCCCACCAUGAUAAUGCGGUUCUUAUUACUAGAUAUGAUAUCUGCACUUACAAAAACAAGCCUUGUGGAACACUGGGCUUGGCCUCUGUGGCUGGAAUGUGUGAGCCUGAAAGGAGCUGCAGCAUUAAUGAAGACAUUGGCCUAGGUUCAGCUUUUACCAUUGCACAUGAGAUUGGUCACAAUUUUGGUAUGAAUCAUGAUGGAAUUGGAAAUUCCUGUGGGACCAAAGGUCACGAAGCAGCAAAGCUAAUGGCAGCUCAUAUUACAGCAAACACCAACCCUUUCUCUUGGUCAGCCUGCAGUCGGGAUUACAUCACCAGUUUUUUAGAUUCAGGCCGUGGUACUUGCCUUGAUAAUGAGCCUCCCAAGCGUGACUUUCUUUAUCCAGCUGUGGCCCCAGGUCAGGUGUAUGAUGCUGAUGAACAGUGUCGCUUCCAGUAUGGAGCAACAUCCCGCCAAUGUAAAUAUGGGGAAGUGUGUAGAGAGCUCUGGUGCCUCAGCAAAAGCAACCGCUGUGUUACUAACAGCAUUCCAGCAGCUGAAGGUACUCUUUGCCAAACAGGGAGCAUUGAAAAAGGGUGGUGUUAUCAGGGAGAGUGCGUACCUUUUGGCACUUGGCCCCAGAGCAUAGAUGGGGGUUGGGGUCCGUGGUCAAUAUGGGGAGAGUGCAGCAGGACCUGCGGGGGAGGAGUCUCCUCAUCUAUAAGACACUGUGACAGUCCAGCGCCUUCAGGUGGAGGCAAAUAUUGUCUUGGAGAAAGGAAGCGGUAUCGCUCCUGUAAUACUGAUCCAUGUCCUUCGGGGGCCCGUGAUUUUCGAGAAAAACAAUGUGCGGAUUUUGACAAUAUGCCUUUCCGGGGAAAGUAUUAUAACUGGAAACCCUACACUGGAGGUGGGGUUAAACCAUGUGCAUUAAACUGCUUGGCUGAAGGUUAUAAUUUUUACACUGAACGUGCUCCUGCAGUUAUAGAUGGGACUCAGUGCAAUGCUGAUUCACUGGAUAUCUGUAUCAAUGGAGAAUGCAAGCAUGUAGGUUGUGAUAAUAUUUUGGGGUCUGAUGCUAAGGAAGAUAGAUGCCGUGUUUGUGGAGGAGAUGGGAGUACAUGUGAAGCCAUUGAAGGUUUCUUCAAUGAUUCAUUGCCCAGAGGAGGCUAUAUGGAAGUGAUUCAAAUUCCAAGAGGUUCUGUGCACAUUGAAAUAAGAGAAGUGGCAAUGUCAAAGAACUACAUUGCUUUAAAAUCUGAAGAGGAUGACUACUAUAUUAAUGGUGCCUGGACUAUUGACUGGCCAAGAAAGUUUGAUGUUGCUGGAACAGCUUUCCAUUACAAGAGGCCAACAGAUGAACCAGAGUCUUUGGAAGCACUAGGCCCUACUUCAGAAAAUCUCAUAGUCAUGAUUCUGCUACAGGAGCAAAAUUUGGGUAUAAGGUAUAAAUUCAAUGUUCCCAUCUCUCGCACUGGCAGUGGAGACAAUGAAGUUGGCUUUGCAUGGAAUCAUCUGCCUUGGUCAGAAUGUUCUGCCACUUGUGCUGGAGGUGUGCAGAAACAAGAGGUAGUGUGUAAAAGGCUGGAUGACAACUCCAUUGUACAAAACAAUUACUGUGACCCUGACAGUAAGCCUCCAGAAACCCAGAGAGCCUGCAACACUGAGCCUUGUCCGCCUGAAUGGUUUAUAGGAGAUUGGUCAGAAUGCAGUAAGACCUGUGAUGGAGGAAUGCGUUCACGAACAGUUCUCUGUAUCAGAAAGAUUGGACCUUCUGAGGAGGAGACACUGGACACUACCAACUGUUUAACACACCGGCCCAUUGAAAAAGAACCCUGUAACAAUCAGUCCUGUCCCCCACAGUGGAUCGCUUUGGACUGGUCAGAAUGCACACCAAAGUGUGGCCCAGGAUUCAAACACCGAAUUGUUCUGUGCAAAAGCAGCGAUCUUUUAAAAACUUUUCCAGCUGCACAAUGCCAAGACGAAAGUAAACCCCCCGUCCGCAUCCGCUGUAGUUUAGGCCGAUGUCCUCCUCCUCGCUGGGUUACUGGAGACUGGGGACAGUGUUCUGCACAGUGUGGUCUUGGGCAACAGAUGAGAACAGUACAGUGCCUCUCAUACACCGGACAAGCAUCCAGCGAGUGUCCAGAAACACUCAGACCUCCAUCAAUGCAGCAGUGUGAAAGUAAAUGUGACAGUACUCCCAUUUCCAACACAGAAGAGUGCAAAGAUGUGAACAAAGUGGCAUAUUGCCCACUGGUGCUGAAGUUCAAGUUCUGCAGUCGAGCAUACUUCAGACAGAUGUGCUGCAAGACCUGCCAAGGACACUGACCCACAGAAAGCACAGGAAUGUGCCUUGUUAUUAUCAUUGUGGAAGAGCGUCCAUCAAAGAGAGCCACACAGCGGAAUGAGAUUGAUGUCCUUGCAAAUGCAUUACCCUGUGGAAAACGUAACCACUGGUCAGCCCCAGCUGACAGGAUUUCAAUAUUAUUUUAACUUCUGUGAAGUGGGAUUUAUUAAUCCAAAGUGCUGGACACAGUAUAAGGAGGGCAUGCCAAAUUGGAAAGAUCCACACAACACAUAUAGAAUAGCUUACUGUGGAACAUUUGUGUUCUUGACUAAAUCCAAUAGUCUGUUUACCUCCUUGGACCAUUAAAGUAAUUUUUAUUAUGGACUUAGCAAUGACACUGAAUCCAUUUGUAUUUAAAACUGUUUAAAAUGUAGCUGUUAUGACUUAGUCUACUAUGGAAGUAAAGAAGGAUCAAAAAAACAUUAAGUCAUAGCUUAAAAAUGUUAACUAUUUUAUCUCACAACACAGCACCACAAUUUAAAUUAUAAAAUGAGCUUGGAAAUGUUAUUUAAGGAGCAGAAAUUAAAAAAAAAAAAAAGUAUUUUUCCUUCAUUCCACCUAAUUCCCUUUGGAGUAAUCCAUAUUUCCUGAACACUGCUGUGAGCCAUAUAUAAAGCUAUACUAAAUAGAACAACCGUGAGGGACUUAGUUUUAAGAGGUGCAACAGUUAUUGCAGUGGUGCAUGAAAUACGAGUGUGCUAUGAAACAAAAUGAAAUCUGUGUUGCAGGUUUAUGGCCAUUUUACCAUUGUACAAGUGAAGCUGAGAUUUCCACUGAAAGGGAACAUUUGGAGGAGGCGGACUCCAACAGUGGUGAAGACCAUAUUGCCAGCUUCUUCACUACUACGGUACAGGUUGCUCAGAACUUACUUUGACUCCAGCUCACAUUUGUUUACAACACCAGCCACAAAGAAGAAGUAACUUUGUGGGCAUCUAGAUCUGAUUUACAUGUUACUUUUGAUUCUCCAAAACUAAGAAUUCCAGUGCAGAAUAUAAGCCUAUUGUGUAAUAGCAGCAGUCCUUUGAAAAGCUGAAAGUUAAAAUGGAAUCCAGGUGUUCACUUUGAUACCAUAGCAGAAGGGCAUUUGUUUAUGAGAAAGAAAAUGUGAAUGUGCAGUUCAGGAGACCACAUCUGAGUGGGCAAGAAUUACAACCAAAGAAUAAACGACUCAUGGAGGUAUCUAGGUUCAGUUCAAAUGGGAAGUCAAAAGUGUGCUUGAGCCAAGAGGCCUGUUGGACUGUCAGAAGGCACACUGGAAAAGGGGUGGCUAGGAUGAAGUCUGGCCACCUUCACCUAAAUGGCCAGGUACGUAUUUAAAGCUGGACCAUAUUUAAAGCUAGGGCAGCUUUCAGCAUGAGACUGAAACAAACUCAUGCUUCUGGAUUAGUAGCUGGAUGCUUUAACUUUUCUGCCACCAUACUCCAUUUAUUUCAUAUUACCAUAGUUUUAAUAUUCACCAAAUACUUUGUAUUUUUAAAUGUGAAACCAAAAUACUUAGGCAAGUAACAUUCAAGAAUAUACCAUUAAAAGUUAAUUCUUGUGCCUUUCUUCCCCUUCACUUUUCAAUAACAGACUCGACAAGGGAGAUAAGGAAAGUAGAUACUUGUUUAUAUUAGUACAUUGUACUUGAACACUUACGCUUUGCAGCAGGUACUUGGAAUGUGCUUUUUUGUCCAACUAUGCCUCCUUUGUUGUAGUGCAAUUAAAGUUAUGUGAACAAUAACGUGUUACAAAUUCUAACUCAGCACUUUUUUUAAAAAGUACUCUUUUCAGUGAAAAAUAAUUUCAGAGUAUCCUGAAAUUGAAGUGUAGCAGUGUAUUUUACCAAUAACAAGCCAGAUGUGUUACACACUAUUUACUAAUGUGAAUUAAUGUGGAACAGUAGAUAUUUUUAACAGGACCCUUACUAUGAAAUCCCCCCCCAACUCAUUGACAAUCUGUCCAUGGGGUUUUGUGUAGCCCAUGUAUUCAUGACCAUCAAAUUCCUGUCAUCUGCUACCUCUUGCCAGUAUUUCCACUUCUGUACACCUGUGACCAGUGGAAUUUAUUCUCAGUUGGCUUGCAUGUAUUCACAUAUGCUUAUUUGCUGCUCUCAUUACCAUGUGAACAACUUCUGGUAAAAGUGACACCAGUAGAA